Molecule: messenger RNA, 1101 nt
Organism: Serendipita indica DSM 11827
Lineage: Eukaryota; Fungi; Basidiomycota; Agaricomycetes; Sebacinales; Serendipitaceae
Source: the annotation of a GenBank genome assembly
AUGGCACCGCUCAGGAUUAGACAUCCAAAAGGGGUAUCCACGAUAGAUAUUGACCUGGAGAGCGGAACUGUUCUCGAGCUUCAGCAAGAGAUUCGUAAAGUCACUGGAAUUCUUCCAUCUUUACAAGAUGUCAAGACUGGAUUUCCUCCACGGAGUAUCACGCUCAUCUCAGAAUUGCCCAUUGCAUCACUCGGUCUCCAACGAGGGGAUCAACUGAUCAUCGGAGAGCUCAAGGCCACCCCAACGUCUACAGCGCCAGCCCCUCAGCCACAACCGAUAGAACGGACAAUAGCUUCACAGGGAACGGUCAGAAAGGGAGAAAAUGCUCCUCCACGGCCUCAGCCAGCACCAAAGACAAUUCCUACGCCAGCUCAGCCAGUCCCGACUGCCUCUUCGUCAAGUACAUCGCGCGCUGCGCCUCCUGUAAUUACACCAACCCCUACUGUCCUGGGGCAAGGUGCACAAGGAGACGAAGUGGAGACUGAUUCUGGUGUCGUUGUUCAUCGGAUAGUACCCGAUGACAACUCGUGUCUCUUCUCCUCGGUGGGAAUCGUUCUGGAGCAAGAUAUGGGCAAGGGAGCGAGCCUAAGGCGCGUGGUCGCGGACGCCAUUAUGAAGAACCCUAUCAAGUAUGACGAAGCCACCUUGGGACGCUCAACGGAUGACUAUAUCAGGACUAUCCUCAAGCCGUCCACAUGGGGAGGAGCGAUCGGCGUUGCAGAGCUCUCGAUCUUCUCGGACUAUUACAAGACGGAAAUCACGAGCAUAGACGUCGAAACGGGAAGGUGUGAUCGCUUUGGAGAGGGUCAAUAUGCCAGUCGAGUUAUCCUCCUAUACUCUGGGAUUCAUUACGACGCCGUCUCCCUGGCCCCAAUUCCAGAUGCUCCUCUUGACUUUCAUACCACCAUCUUUCCAGUAGAAGAUGAGGCGAUCCUCCAAGGUGCACUCAAGCUCGCAACCGUUCUCCGAGGCAAGAAACAGUUUACCAAUACGGCAACGUUCGAUCUGCGCUGCGAGAUUUGCAAUGUCGGACUCAAAGGGGAGAAGGGAGCACGAGAGCACGCUACUCAGACGGGGCACACCGCGUUUGGAGAGUAUUAG